Molecule: messenger RNA, 5595 nt
Organism: Anopheles funestus (African malaria mosquito)
Lineage: Eukaryota; Metazoa; Arthropoda; Insecta; Diptera; Culicidae
Exons: 6
Coding region: 643-3324 (893 amino acids)
Source: RefSeq, a predicted model, not a curated record
ACUAGCACACGUGCCAGCACGGUUGAACCGCGCUCUUUAACGAAAGCUUAACGAAUCCGGCUUUUGUGUGUGCGUUAGUAACCAGAAUCAGACGGGGCCCGCUGUUCGUGAUUUGCUCAACACAACAUUCAAACAACAACAUCUGACUUGCGAGGAAUCACACGAAUGCACCGUGCGUGCGUGAUUGCAGCGAAGCCGGGUAAAUUCGUUUUGUUUUCCCAAGAAAGUGUGUGGUGCACGUUGUGAAGUGUGUUAACUGUUUUUGCAUCCGUUGUGACAGUGCGUGCGUGUUUCUAUUUUUUUUUUUCGUUUGGGCAAUUGUGUGUAUGCGAAAGUGUGUGGCCUUUUUUGUCUCUCUGUGUCGCGUCAAGAUGCGUCGCAAAGUGCUGUUUUCGUGUGAUGUGUGUAUGAAAAUAAAAGUGUUGUGAAGCGAUUUGUUUCGCUGCCCUAUACCGAAAGGGGCGUGCUGGAAAAGCUUCCCCAUAGCGAAAACAAGAAAAGCAAAGAAAACGAAGUGUGAUUUGUGAAAAGAACGCGCGCGUGUUCAUGUGUGUGUGUGUGCGUGCGUGUGUGUGCCGGUACGUCUAGUGUUUCCGGAAGGUGACAUCUUGGUUCUUGCAUAAAAAAGAACACACAUUCAACAUGUCGAAAACAAUCGAAACCCAUCUGCAAAGCAACGAAGUGCGAAUACCGAAGAAAUCAAACGAAUUCAAUAUGACCACGUCAGCUGGUAGUGGUGGUGGUGGUGGUGGUGGCGGCGGUCCGUGUCAGUACUUCAAGAGUUCGUUCGCCCGGUCGCUAUCGUUCAGUCAAGGGCCGGGUGGUCCACCGGGCAGUGGGGUGCGUGGACCGUACGGGGGCGCAGAACAGCACUUUACCCGUUCGCUGGAUUUUGAUGUAAAUUACGAUCCGAUUGGUGGUGUCGAUCGAAACGACACGGAUGGAAAUGAUGGUGGUGGUGGUGGUGUCGGCUCACACCAAAUGAUGAUGAUGAUGGGCACGCCAUCCUCCGCCUCGCCCGUGUAUGAGGAGGAAGGCGAAGGAACGGUGUCACGCGGCGAAAGUGAUCCCGAUCCGGACGCGGUGUCUCUGGGCGGGAUGAAUGGAAUCGAGACCAGCAACGGUGGCAUUGUUAAAACGCUCUGGAACUACGCCAAAGGACAGGACAUUAAAUCCGCAAACAGUAGCCCCGCCAAAAGAGCCAUCACGCUAAAGUCAAACGGUACGCUCGGUGCACGAAAAUCCAUCGAAGCCAACGAAAUAGAAGUUUUACGUCUUCGCAAGGAAUGUCAAAACCUGAUUGAGGAAAAUCGACGGCUUGUUAGCAUAGCGAGUGGCGCAGGUAGCGGUUAUGCGAUCAACGGCAUUCUCAACGGUGGUGGAUCCGGAAGUCUCUCAACGCUGGGCAUGGGUGUCCCGAACGGUGGAAGUUACAGUAGUGUUGAAUCUGUGAUCCUGCAAACUCAAGUCGAAACGCUACAAUGGCAAUUGAAGCAGGUCGACUCCAGCCGACACAUGUACCGGGCCGUGAUGGAAGAAGUUGUACGGUUUCUGGAUCGCUGUUACCGCUCGCUGGAUGCACUGCAGAGUGGGCAGAUCGGUCGAUCGAAAAGCGUGCUACAGGUGUCGAAAACAAGCGGUGUGCAACACCACCAUCAGCACCAGCACGACUCCGACAGCAGCAGUGCGAGUAGUCCGCGAGCGCGCAGCAGCACCAAUCUGGUCGAUGUUCAACAGAAGCCCUACACCAAAGCGGGAGGAGCGACAGGCCAUAAUGGGCGCCUAGACCAUCAACAACACCAACCGUCAUCGCUGACAUUGAUCAACGGUGCCGCUGCGAGUCAGCAUGCCGCACAUUCAACUCUUCACGAGGACGAUUGUGUCGUUCCGCCAUCACCUGCCAGCUCCUAUAGCACCUUUAGAGAUUUUACCUGGCGACGCUCACCGAAACGAACCCAGACUCUGCCAAUUUCCAGCAACGAAGUUGACCCGGAGAAGCUGGCCCAGGAGGCGUUCCGUUUGCUGCGGACGGUGCAGAAUCUGCUCAAUACACAGGAGCCGACGCUGGCCCAAUCGACGAACGCACUGGACAGCCUGAUCUCGGCAUCAACGGCGGCAUCCAGCUGCGGCAGUAGCACCACGCUCACCGGUGUCGGUCUAUCCGCUUCCGGCGCGAUGCUCGGCAGCACACCGACACUUACCGGAACUGGCGGCUGUGGCAUAGGUGAUGGUGGAGGUGGUCGAACCGUAGGAGUAUCGAAUGGACAUGGAGGAGGUGUAGGUGGCGGUGGAGGAGGAGGUGGGAAUCACCCGUUAGUAAACACCCGCAGUACGGUAGGCUUCAAUCGGAAGCUAAAUAUGCGAGGAAGUCGUUUGUCGGUACGGAGCAGUACAGCCGACUCCGUACACUCGACAUCGUCCUCCACGAAGACAGAAACGGACGAGGACAAUACGGAUCGUCCUUCGCCACCGCUUCUGUUGUCGCAUCAUCACCAUCUGUUGCAUCACCAAUCGAACGGUGUUGUUAACGGUGGUGUUAAUGGAGGAGUUGGUAGUGUUGGUGGAGGUGCCACUGGUGGAGGAGCUGGUGGAGGUGGAGGAGGAAGUAGUAGUAGCAGCUGCAGUAGUAGUACCACCUCCGGCAAUGGUAGCAUCAAUGGUAAUGGGCACCAUCACCAUCAUCAUCAUCACCACCAUCAUCAUAAUCCGGCCCAUCGGUACAGUGCCAACAUUGAGCGGAUUAAGGAGAUGAUGAUUGCCAGCUCGGCGGAGGACGAAAGUGGCUUUAGCUCGAUGAACUCGUUCCAGGAGAUUGGGCUACCGUUGAUCAACUCGACGAUGCUGUCAUCGGUGGGCAGUAAUCACGGUGUUAGCAAUGGAUCGCUUGGUGAUGGAUCCACGUCCUCGACCGAAGGUGUCGCGAACAGCAGCGGUGGUGGAAGCAGCAGUGGCGGCAUCAACAGUGGCUUCGGUCUGUCGGAAGAUUCGUCCGAGUUGCGUGAAAAUACUGUCAUCCCGACAGCGGCCAUUAGCGGCGGAACGAAUGCGAACGGCAGUGCCAACAAGCUGGGCAUUCCGGCUUCUCCUUCCUUGAAAGCCACAGCGAAUCCAUCCAGUGGCACAAAUAGUUCUACUGCUGCCAGUAAUAACACCGGUACGUGUGCGCCGGGUGGAUCACCGUUGCGUGCGACGCAAACCGCUAGCUACGAGCAUCAUACGCAUUUUAUCAACCAUCGCCGUUGGGAUUCGGCACCGGUUGUGCCACCGAAGCUGAAGAUACACGCCAGCGAAACCGACACCGUGUCACGGGUUCUUUGGGUGUAGCAGAGAUAGAAGCGACCGGAAGGUGUAGUCACCGAACGCCGUCGCCCCGUAGGUUUCCUCGCAUUUCUUUCCCACUGCAUUUGUGCACUGUGAAUACGGAUCUCUUCCGACCCGACCGUCGUUGAUUAGGAGAAACAGUAUGUCUUUUUCCGUGUUUGUAGCAUUGUAGCUUUUUGUCCAUUUUACUUUACUCUGUAACAUCAAUUUUGUUUGUACCGUUUGUCCGUUUAGUGGUACAGUUUUUCUUCAUCUUUUCUUGUAUAUAGUUUAUUAAGUGGGCAGUACUUUGCGAUUGUUUCUUUGUUGUCUUGAAUUCCUUCAUAUCUGACUUCUGAUUGUUUUUAAUUUUUUUCCAAAGAACAAACGCGAAGUGAGGAUAGUCGGCACAUACUUAAUACUAAUAUUGUAUCUAAACCCCGUACGUAGGAUGAAUAUCCUUUGCAUUUAAUUAAAUCUGAUAUCAACAGUCGCUAUCCCGUAAAUAUGUAUCCUAAUGAAAUAGGGAUUGUUUUUACAGCGAAGCAUGUAUAAUUACAUAAGAACUAUAUUUCUACACGACAGUUUCAAAUAGUUUUACACCCGUCAUAACGGCUAAAACGGAAGAUCGUACGGAGCAAGUUAUCGUCAUGGGUACAUUUUUAGCGAUUAAAACAAUUAAUCGAUUUGUAAGUUUCUUUAUUUUCCUCUUGCGAAUAUGAUUUGGUGUAGUUGCAGACUAGCGUAUGCAAAUGUACAUUGAAGGUAAAUUAACUGAAUGAGGUUACUACACAUACCUUUCCUGAUAUGCUCCCUCAUACUUGACACGCCAAGUAUUCUGAGUAUGUCGAAUAUAGUAGUAGUGUGGUAAUAUCAACCAACGUAAAAUAUUGAUUGACGAUAAAUAAAGUAAGUGCUGUAUGAAUUAUGAAUAAACGUGUCCAAUAAGAGCAGGAUAUUGUUUUCUCUGUUUUUUUUAUAUACAACCACAACCAAAGCUGAUAAGGAAUGCAAAGAACAAUAGUUGAGAGAGACAGAGAGAGAAAGAGAAAAAGCAGAUGAAUAUAAUAUUAACACAAUAUGGCUUCCACAAAUAUGGUCGAUAAAUAGAUAAGUAGUAAGAUCAUCAUUAAUUGAUUUUUCUUCUAUUUUUUUGCAUCGCAAAUAAGAGUGUAAUUCGUUCUGUGUAAGAUUCCUGUUUUUAAAUUAUGAUUUUUUCAAAGUAUAUCAUAAGCAUCAUAUGCGAUAAUUUUAAACGUGAAACUAUUGAAUCGUUCGAAUAAGUGUCGUAAAUCACUAGCGAAAUAAUAAGGAUUAUGGCGAAGAGAGUAAACUAGUUUUCUAACCAGCAAAAGGAUAAAAAAUAUCUGUAGAAAUAGUAACAAUGGCGUAUCGCGUAGCGUUAGAUGUAGAUGAUGUCAGUAUACCCCAAAUACCGAAUACGUCCAGCAUUUAAAAACGCGAAUGUUUGUUUUAACGCAACCUACGACACCAGCUACUAGAAGAAGGACUAGAGGACAAUAGCUAUUUAACUUAUGAAAAAAUGCACCAUGCAAACGGCAGCAUAAUGCUAAAAUGUGAUUAAAAGUUUCAUAUAAAAGAAAACAACAGUACGAAUGAAAAGAAGAAAAUUGGUUUACACAGGAAUAUCAAAAGAGGACGAAUUAAUUGAACGUCCGAAAUAAUAAGCCAAACGAAUGCAAAACACCACUGCAAACAUUCAAAGCAUAGUCUAUAGUGGAUGCUAAACGAUUGUUUCGAUAAUUAAACCAGAACAGGAGAGUAAACUAAACGCCUGCAUCCUUCAUGCAAACGAUCUUUCUAUGUGUUAUGGUACAAAACUAUUGGUUUUUAUUUUUCAUUUGAUACAAGUUUUAUUUUGCUUCUUGUUUAUGAAAGUAAAUUCUACAGCCAUAACAAUAUCAAGUUAAAAACUUUGUAAACACAAGUAAAUAAGUGAUGCUUUUGUAGCGACUUGCGAGAUGUGAGAUAUACACAUUAGUCUGACGUUAUAAAGCGAUUCUUUGAACUGAAUGUAACUUUUAACGAAUGCGCUAAUUUCAAACAUUUUAUAAAACAGAGACAGUGUUGAGGGCAGCAACGCUAUUCCAAUGUUCAUAAUUUCAAUCACUGCUAACGUUUUUAUCACAGCUACGUAUUACAUUACUAUCGUUGGGUACAUAUACACUGAAAGGUACCACAGCAACGAGAAAAACUCUACUUACCAUCUGCCGCUAACACAACCACUACUCAAACACUAAAAUAAAGGAAAAUACCUAAAACACGUAAAAGGAA